This is a messenger RNA of Pogoniulus pusillus (Red-fronted tinkerbird), 2436 nucleotides long. It is a transcript of the gene TP53INP1, whose product is annotated as tumor protein p53 inducible nuclear protein 1. The transcript is spliced from 4 exons. Gene Ontology annotation, biological process: autophagosome assembly; positive regulation of DNA-templated transcription. Lineage: Eukaryota; Metazoa; Chordata; Aves; Piciformes; Lybiidae. Gene Ontology annotation, cellular component: nucleus; autophagosome. The coding region runs from base 242 to 955 and encodes 237 amino acids. The record is from RefSeq and is a predicted model, not a curated record.
CUGCAGCAACAAAGGGGCUGCGCGGGGCUCGCAGCCAGUGCGGCGGCGCCGGCGGCAGCGCGGACCCGGGUUUUGCAUACGCUGUUUACCAGUCAUGCCUCUGCAUGCUCCACACCUAAGCUGAUAAAGCAUCUAUGCACUUUAAUCUCAAGUCUGUGCCACUCUGCUAGUACAGUGUGAGCUGUGCCUUGGACCUUGGAUAUAAAGACCUGCCAACCAAAGUCUUGUUCCUGCCUUAGUAAUGUUCCAGAGGUUAAAUAACAUGCUCAUGGGAGAGAUUGACAGCUUGUCCAGCCAAGAGCCAGAGUUCAGUGAGAAAGAAGAUGACGAGUGGAUUCUGGUUGACUUUAUAGCAGACACUUGCACUAAUUGCUCCUCGGAGGAAGUGAAUGUUGCUGAAGCAUCGGCCGUGGAUGGCUCUCCCGUCUUCUCCUGUUUACCAUCUCCCUUGGAACACUUGCCAGAGGCCAGCGAGUCCUGCUUCAUCCAGUUUGAGUCGUGUCCUAUGGAGGAGAGCUGGUUUAUUACCCCUCCCCCGUGUUUUACUGCAGGUGGAUUAACCACUAUCAAAGUGGAAACCAGCCCGAUGGAGAACCUCCUCAUAGAGCAUCCCAGCAUGUCUGUGUAUGCUGUCCACAAUACCUGUCACAGCCUUAAUGAAACUGGAUGUGGAGAUGAGGAGUUUCACAGCCCGGGUAGUCCCAGAGCGGAGGCCCGAAGUGAAGUGGCGCAGCGCGUUCACUGCUACGUCACAGCUCUUGCUACUCGUUCAGCUUUUCUGGAGAACACCAAGAGCUUUCGUCCUGCCCACUGGAUCAAAGAGCACCACGAAAGACACCACCCCGGCAGAAACCGGCUGCGCCGCCAGAACCUCACCAGGGAUUGCCACCCUCGGCAGCUCAGGCACAGCGGACUGUUUGUUCACCAGCCUUGCCAGCGUCAGUUCAACUACUGAUGCCUCUUCUGGGUUUAAUCUAUGGGCUAAUUGUUGGGGUGGGUUGUGGGUUUGUUUCUUUUUCACUUUGCUCUUGUUUUCAUGCCUGGGGAAGUGUGGUCCAUCAGAAGGUGAUCCUCAAACACAAUCAUAAGUAGCGCCGAGUUCUUUUGGGACCGACAUGAGAUCUUGGAACACCUUGCAGCCAGUCCUCGAUGUUUGAUAUCAAUGUCUUGGAAGCCUACCAGGAUGAUAGUUUCUGGGCUGUUUUUGUCAGCUACGACACAGAGGUGGGUUGGUGGUUUUGUGGUUUGCUUGGGGGUUUUAUUUUAGUUGGUGUUUUAAAAGAAACUUAACUGAGAUGGAAAUGAUGUUGCGUUUAUCAGCGUGGAGUUAGAAGGUGUCGAGGUUAGCCAUGUGCUUUAACGCCCGCUGCUUGACAGCUUGUGUAUCUCUCUCUGUAUUCAGCAUAUGUGAUUAUUUCCUAACAAAGAAACACCCUAGCUGCCAGGGGUUGUUAGAUAGCUGUGCUGAACUGUUACAAGGAGGACAUCUAAGUUGCCUCGUACCUACUUGUGUUAGUGGAGUCUGCGUAGGUGUGUCGGGUACUUGAUAUAGGCGUGAGAAAAGUGUUGUUGCGCUAUGGUAUGGCACUGGUGUCGCAGAUGUAGUACCUCACAGUGGAGUGAAAGGAAAAGAGGACCUAUGGAUGAAGUGCGGAUGCACAACCCGGAGAGCUGAGCUGGGUUUUACGUGGUACAGUUCAAGUUCUUGCUCCCUUUCUCUAACUCUUCCUGUCUCUGAAACAAGCAUUUCCCCGACCCUGUUUCGCUUAACCUCUAUUUAAAGGAAAGAAUUGGUGGCUCCACCGUUCUUUUAAUCUCAUCAGCAGCUGACUGCUCUUGAAGGAAGUUGAGCUGAUGGAUAGCUGUUUCCGAGCUGCUAAUGGCUGUCAGAUUGUCUCGUAUUCACAGCUUGAAUAGCUCCAAAGUAGAGAGAAGGAAGGCUUUUAUUAGACGUUCUCCUGUCUUUUUCUCUCUAUGAAAAUGAAGUCUGCAUUAAUCGUGACUGAAAAUGAAGGGAGAAGAGAAUGCUGAAAAACAGUCUUGUGGAGCUAAACACAGUGAUAACAGGGUCUGUAAAAGGUGAGAUCUAUUGGAUGGUUGUUCUCCUAGCACCUUGGGGGGGGCAGAAGGAUAGCAACAGGGGGAAAAAAAAGCCAUUCAAAAGAAGUAGAGGUGUUUCAAACGCUCUGCAAGAGGGUUUGGCAGCUGGCAGGCAAUUAACAACAAGUAAAGUUCACCUGAUAACAGUGUGUGUGUUACACAGCCAUAUGGCAUGCCAAACCCUGAUAGAUCAAUGGCUAUGGUGGUGAGGAAGCAGAAAUCUGCGCUGAAAGGAAGAGGGAAACAGCAGUGAGUUUAUCCUCCUGUGCUCGAUGUGACUCUGUUUUCCCCUUGUGUUUAGUGCCUAGGGCAUUAAAAUCUUACCAUUACAUGCAA